GCGUGGCACCCAAACAGACGAGAGCUUCUGUAAAAUAAAAUAAAAUAAAAAAAGCAGAGAGAGAAUGAAGGUCAAAAUCGUCCAUGAUCAAUUAUGAUGUCCGGGAUUCAAACUCCGGCACGAUGAUAAUCUCCAAGGAAGUAUCUCCUCAAGAUGUCACUAGGAUCAAGCAAACGCUUCAAGUACCAGACAUCUCUGAUCUCCUCCGAGAAGUUUGCAACACAAACUCGAAGGACUUGUACUUUGACCUGGUUCGCGGCAACCUCAAGCCCCAACGAGUCGUACGUGGCCGAGUCACCUGUCUCCUCUCGAUCUCGCUCGCUAUUACUAAUGCCUACGGUUCAAUGCAUGGAGCGGCUGUCGCGGCUGUUGCUGAGAUGGUGUCAAUUGCUUGUGCUAGAACCAUGGUGGCUGAGGACAAGGAACUCUUUCUUGGGGAACAGAGUAUAUCAUAUCUCUCCGCUGCUCAAACUAAUGCAGAGGUGAUAGUUGAUGGCACUGUAGUCAGGAGUGGAAGAAAUUUGACUGUAGUUGCAGUGGAGUUCAAGCUUAAGGAAACUGAGCAGUUGGUUUAUACUGCUCGUGCCACUUUUUACAACAUGCCUCUUUCAAAGCUAUGAAGCUUUUGUAGGUCAGCAAGGUUGAGUUUGGCUCAUUUAGAAAAUCAACACUUUUUAGUUUGUAAAACCCCUUAAAAAUUUACAUUGUUGGGCAUAUCAUACAUGCUCUAUUCUCUCUUUGAUUUUACAACAACUCAAGACAUCUUUCCAAAUCACUUCUAAAUCUUACUUUUUUAAGAGGUUUAAGUCC
Carya illinoinensis is the source of this 810-nucleotide messenger RNA. RefSeq lists its product as uncharacterized. The record is from RefSeq and is a predicted model, not a curated record. Gene Ontology annotation, molecular function: fatty acyl-CoA hydrolase activity. The coding region runs from base 84 to 620 and encodes 178 amino acids. The transcript is spliced from 3 exons. NCBI's taxonomy places the organism in Eukaryota, Viridiplantae, Streptophyta, Magnoliopsida, Fagales, Juglandaceae.